Molecule: messenger RNA, 879 nt
Organism: Rhopalosiphum padi (bird cherry-oat aphid)
Lineage: Eukaryota; Metazoa; Arthropoda; Insecta; Hemiptera; Aphididae
Product: protein mono-ADP-ribosyltransferase PARP12-like
Exons: 5
Coding region: 1-879 (292 amino acids)
Molecular function (GO): NAD+ poly-ADP-ribosyltransferase activity
Source: RefSeq, a predicted model, not a curated record
AUGCAGGUGCCGCGUGUUCGGCGCCGGUCGGCAAUCGUCGGUCGCGACGGCAUCGGCGGUGGCUACAUGGUGCUCUUGACUCCUGCGAAGCGCGCGCGCAACGAAACACGACGUGCACCGGUUGGACCAGUCGCGGCGGCGGUCGUUACCUGUUCGUUUGUGGUCGGUGUUACCGUAUGGUUCUUUGUACGCGACUGCGACGGCGGUUCGACGUGGUUAUCGCACGGAGCGAAUAACUUCUAUUCUGCUGGACCACGAUUAAGUAUUUCUGAACGUAUAACUAAAAAUUAUCCAGUGUACCAGACUUCACCUAAUUAUAUGUCAUUAGACUUCACACAUUUUUCUCAAGCAACGCAAUUGAGUAAUAUUUAUGAAAAACAAUUACUUGAAGACUAUGACUACGAAUAUUCAAAUGAUUCAUUUUUUAACAAAAUAACAACACAUUUUAAAAUUCUUAAAGUACAAAAAAUUAAUAACCCUCAAAUAUAUGGCAUGUAUCUAUUGCACAAAGAAGAAUUGGAAUUGGAUGGUAACAGUGAAAACGUAAAAGAGAAAACGUUGUUUCACGCAACAUCUAUACGGAAUGCAGAAAGUAUUGCAAGACACAAUAUUGAUUGGCGAAAGACAAACCGAACCCGAUUUGGAAUUGGUGCUUGUUUUUCACCAUGUACGCAUUAUGCCAAUAAAUAUGCUGGAUCGAAGGAAGCCUUUAUAAUUGCUAAAGUUCUGGUGAAAAAUAUUAAGACAACAGGUAUCAACUAUAGUUUAGAAAUACCGCCAACAAACGACUGUGACACGACACUAGGGAACGGAGAAUACGUUUAUGUGAAAUAUGACGAUAAUACGUUUUAUCCGGAAUAUAUUGUUCAUUAUUCCUAA